This is a messenger RNA of Anoplopoma fimbria (sablefish), 2635 nucleotides long. It is a transcript of the gene pusl1, whose product is annotated as pseudouridine synthase like 1. Bases 72 to 980 code for a protein of 302 amino acids. Lineage: Eukaryota; Metazoa; Chordata; Actinopteri; Perciformes; Anoplopomatidae. Gene Ontology annotation, biological process: tRNA pseudouridine synthesis. Gene Ontology annotation, molecular function: pseudouridine synthase activity; RNA binding. The record is from RefSeq and is a predicted model, not a curated record. The transcript is spliced from 8 exons.
GAAGUCGUCCUUCGUCUUACUCUUGCAAACGCAAACAGUAUGAUCAAUUGUCAAAGUCAUUUGAAUAGACAAUGCACAACUGGGCACGUUAUCUUAUAUUUUUUCAAUACAUUGGAAAAAAGUACAGUGGUGCAGUGAAAGUGCCUCCCCAUCAGCUGAGGAGGAAAGGGGUCCAGGACCACUUGGAGGAAGCAAUAAGGAGGCUGAAGCCGCUCAACCCAGUGUCUCUGUCAGUCUCCAGCAGGACAGACACAGGUGUCAAUGCUCUCUCUAACUCUGCCCAUUUCGACCUCCAACGCAAGAACGAUAAACCGCCGUUUACUGAAGACAUUCUUGUUGAAGCUCUUAAUUUCCACCUCAUUGAAGAGCAGAUCAGGAUCACGCGUGCCCACCGCGUGCCUGAUGAUUUUCACGCCCGUUUCCGUGCCCAGUCUCGGACCUACGUCUACCGGAUAGCCCUGGGAGUCUCCCACCACUCUCUGCUUCCCCUCACAGAGCGAGAUCUCUGCUGGAACCUCCGCAACAAGGAGUUGGAUGUGGGAGCCAUGCGUGAGGCUGCCGCACUGCUGGUCGGGACUCAGGACUUCAGCAGCUUCCGGGCAGUCAGCUCCGACAUGCAUUUUAAAAGCCCUGUGAAGACGCUGGAUGUGGCCAGCGUACAGCCAGGAAGCUCCUUCGUACAGGCACACUUCCACAGAGAGAUACCAUUCUGGGAGCUGACUUUUACAAGCAGAUCCUUUCUCUAUAAGCAGGUUCGGAGGAUGACGGGGGCUCUGGUGGCUGUAGGCCGGGGGCAGAUCUCAGUGCCUCAGCUGCAGGAGAUAUUGGAGGCUCGGGACUCUCUUGCCUACCCACAAGGCCUGGCUGCUCCUGCCCAAGGCCUAUUCCUCACCAGGGUGGACUACAGAGAGACUGACCUCCAGCUUUCACAACAGACGUCAGAGGAGCAAAUUAUCUCCAGUGGAAUCUCAGAGGAUUAAUUCUGUGUCAUUCAGUCAUGUUGAUACACUGUAUUUCCAUAAUACAACAGUUGUAAUAAAGUUUUAUAUUUAUGUGUAUAUUUUUUUUUCUUCACUAACACAACCUUGCAUCUUCACUUUGAAUCAGUUACCCCAAAUUGUGUCUUUUCCCCUCCUUAUACAAAUAAGCAUUUGACUACAUACAGGUGAACAUCUACAUAUUCUUUUAAUUCAACAUAUUAAGAAUACAUAACUGUGUCCAUGAACGCAGCUCAGCUACAGAAUACCACACACCUUGAACCUAUCAUUGUCUAUACAUGACCUUCAGGUUACAACAGAUAAACUUGCUUUCAGCCUAGUUAGGCAGUAUUACUCCUAUGUAUACAUGUAUGAACUGGGUUUUGGUUGGUUCUGACAAUUAUCAAACAAGGUAUACAACAUGUGGAGAACAGUGUGAAGCUCUAUAGCUAAAACUGCUUUGUGUGUCCAUGGCUCUCGUACAGUGGUAUUACAUUAUGGAUCAACACAGUGCACACACUCACUGGUAAUGUAUACAUCCAAAUGUCCAAAUAAAACUGCAUACAUUGGUUCUUUACCCGGAAGUCUUCACAGAGCAUUCUUCAGCACUCUCUCACUUGCUUCUAGUUUGGCUAAGUUGUUCGUAAACAGUCCAUUAAAACCGGACUACCACCAGCAGUCUUCUCCGUGCUGGUGGGAGCCGGAUGAGGUUUGUACAAGGUUCAGACUGACCAAUCGCUGCCCUUAAUGUUCCAGCACAUUGAUCCAAAACAGACAUCCCAACUUUUCCAGAAUGUUGUACAUCCACUGAUGCAAGGUUAACCGAUUUUAGGCUUGCAUUCAAAGUGCUGCGUCUGUCAAAAUUGAACCUCAUGAGGAAUGUUUUUUGCACUUCUUAGAAGUGACAAACUUAAUAUUUCACUCACACUAUUUCUUUCACCUAAAUUUUUCUCUUUUUUUUGUAAAUAUGUACACAAGUACAUGUUUUCUAUCCAUGUGACCAUGUUGGAGCAACACAGUGAAUCUGAUUGGCAUAGGUCCUCAAGUCAAUUCAGCAUUUGGUUUCAAGAUAAUUCACACAUCCUGAAACACUCAUAAUUCAAUAUAUAAUCAAAAUUUCAAGUGUUAGUCAGAAUAUCAAGCCCAAUGUCUUAAAAACUAAAUCAUAUGUAUAGAUAAUGCACUUGAGGAAGGCAUUGUGUUAUUUUUUGAACUCACAAUCCUUUAUAAACAGCACAGUCUGGGUGAAGAAUGUAGCUGAACUCGAGUCAAACUGGAGACCUGAUUGAAUGGAUUGCGUGGGACAGUGAGACACAAAGAGAAACUGAUCACAUCAGACCUUAACGGCCACAUUUUGAAUUAAAAUUAGGUUUUAUGAGACGGAUGAAGGAAAAAGAAGACUAAUGAUUAAAGCUCAGCAGUGGUGCCAAGCCUGUCCUGAUAAAAGCCAUAAUCGGUUUUAAAAUGAUAUAAAUGAAAUGCGUGAUGUGUGGAUGUAUGAUGAUUGAGAACUGGUUAAAAACAAUUAUUUAAGUGUAAAUGAUUUGGGAGUUAUUAGUGUAAUAUCAAUCUAGGCAGCCAAUUUUUGGCAGUUGGCUACACACCCUGAUGCAAAAGCUGAGGUUAAUUCAGGAUUAAUUUCUGACAUGUAAAUACAG